Molecule: messenger RNA, 2185 nt
Organism: Corvus hawaiiensis (hawaiian crow)
Lineage: Eukaryota; Metazoa; Chordata; Aves; Passeriformes; Corvidae
Exons: 11
Coding region: 55-1731 (558 amino acids)
Molecular function (GO): protein binding
Source: RefSeq, a predicted model, not a curated record
GACACCUUUCCUGAGCGGCUCACACUGAGUCCUGCCUGGGGACUUCAUGCCAGCAUGGCCCUGCCAGCGCUGGCUCAGACAUUCCUCCUGGUCCUUGCUCCUCUGCUGCUUGCACGGGAACAGAUGCACCACAGUCCUAUGACUCCGUGGGUACAUACUGAAGCAGGAAGAUGUCCAGCUCCCUCUGACUGGGACCCCAAACUGCAGUUUAAACCGAGGAGGAGCAGCUAUGCCUUGAAUGAAGUGGUGCAGCUCAGCUGUGUAGGGGAACCUGUGCCAUCUGUCCCACGGAUCCAAUGCAUUUCCAGAGGGACCCGGAUUCUGUGGAAUGACACUGCCACCUGCAAAGAAACAUGCCAAAGGCCUGCUUGGUGGGACCCCAGACUCCAGCUGGCACCAGCCCGUGACCGCUACACAGAGAAUGAAGAAGUGACUCUGAGCUGCAGCAAUGGUUUCCAGCCAUCUUUCACCCGUGUCAAAUGUGCAAACAGGGUUCAGCUAUUGAAUUAUUCUGGAUCUCUAAAGGGAGAUUUGUGGCUGGGGAGAAAGAGCAGUGACGUGUGGAUUCAGCUUCAGGGGAACAUAGUGUGCCUUGAGAAAUGCCGGAAGCCCCAGUGGGACCCCAAGUUUAUCUUUGACCAAGAACAGGGGACCUUCAACCCAAAUGAAGUGGUGAAGAUGAGGUGCCCUGAGGGGCACUGGCCUCCACCCAUGGAGAUCAAAUGCGUGAUGUUGAAGCCAAAGGAACGUUCCAUGAUUCCUCGUAGUGGCUGGAUAGUGAGGAAUGGCACAGACAACUGGCACAUUAUGGAGGAGAACUUGACCUGUGUGGAUGUCCUCCAGGUUGUCCCUGACACCCUGAAGAUUUCCAGCACCAGCGUCAAACUGAACUGGACUUGCAUGCUCCCUGACAUGUGCCAGCAUAUUCGGGCCAGGUGCCGGCUGGAGCAGCGCUCCUCCUCAAACUGUGAGGGUGAGGAGGUGAAGGGAGAGGAGAUGUUACAAGGCCAGGAGGGAACUUUCACCUGCUCCCCUCUGCAGCCCUUCACUGUCUACAGUGUCACAAUCUCCCUGCUGCCUAGCACAAUCCUGUACACACGGCUCCUCAGGACAAAGGAAAUGGUGCCAGACAAACCAGAGGAGCUGCGGCUGGAUCCCAGCACAGGGUCCCUCAGAUGGAAGGCGCUGCCCUCCUGCAAAGGGGAGAUCAUUGGAUACCAGCUGAACAUCACCACCAUGAGAGCAGAGGACGGCAGCUUCCUCGAAUUCAGUCAGGUGUUGGUGAACCAGUCUGUCUCUGAGUACGUGCCACCUCGUCAGACAGCUGGCAGCAAAUACCUGGUGACAGUGCAGGGCCUCACAGCGGCUGGGGCUGGGGCUGCAUCACAGCUGGAAUUCCAAACCUAUGUCCUGGUUUCAGGGCAGCCUCUGGGCCCUUGGCCUGGCUCAGCAGUCACAGUAGUGGUGGUGGUGGUGGUGGUGGUGGUGUUGAUCCCCUUGUCUGCAGGGAUCCUCUGGUUCAUGCUGUCCAGAAAAAAGAAGGCCUUGCCCAGCAAAGUCGAGGAGGAUCAUUACACAGAGCUCCAGCCCUAUGAGAAUGCACGUGAGGAUAAUUACUGUGUGAUGAAGACUUUUCUGGCAGAGAAAGAUGCAGGUAAAUAUGGCCAGGCUGGAGAGGCAUUUCCCAAGCCCCUGCCUGUUCUAGUGUUCUCAGGAGAGUCAGAGCAGUGAGGAAGAAGAGCAGCUGGAAGGGACAUCUGAGGCUCAGUGGUGAUGGCACUUCCCUUCUUGAGGCUUGGCCCUCCACCGCUGGAAGCAGGACAAUCUCGUGGUUCUCGUGGGUUAUUGCUUCCCCUCAAACUUUCUCCUUCAUCAAGCUCCAGAAUCCUCUGUCACAGCACAGGAGCAGCUCAAGUAAUGGGAUGACCUUCUUGUGGCAGCAAGGAUGUAUUCUGGUAGUUGUCCAGUGCUCUGGCAUAGCCAUCUCACCAGCAUCUUGGUGCCUGCAAAUGUCCCCUGAGACUGAAGGAACUCACAACUCCUCUUUCCACCCUGUGUCCUGUAUCCUCCUAGACCCUGUCCUCUGCUUGAGGUUGGCCCAGCUGUGCUGCCCUGGCCAUUAUGCUGCUGUGUCUGAACAACCAAUAAAUUGUUCUGGUUUGCAGGGGCUGCCUGGCCCACAACA